Molecule: messenger RNA, 891 nt
Organism: Amborella trichopoda
Lineage: Eukaryota; Viridiplantae; Streptophyta; Magnoliopsida; Amborellales; Amborellaceae
Source: RefSeq, a predicted model, not a curated record
AUGCAUGUUUCAAAUGAUGUCAAAAUGUUCGAGAAGGUGAAGAUUGAAGGUGGCCCAGUCAUGCAUGGACAACAAAUGAACAAGAAUUUGUUUGCAGUGUCAACAUGUGACGUCCGAAAUAACGUUACUGAUCAAGUAAUCGAUGAAGUCACAAGAAACAGUGUUCGUGAUGGCUCUGUGAGUGAUGUUGAGCAGCAGCAGUUGUUACCCAUGACGUUGGGUGAUGCUACGAAAAGUGAGUCGCAUAAACCCACCAUCGAAGUUGUGCGUCACAAGGCCCAUGGAUCGGUUCCUCAACCUGGUUCCAUUGUCAUUGCCUGGGUAACGAAGGUGAUGGCUAGAAUGGCUUCAGCUGAUAUCAUGUGUGUUGGAUCAAAGUCUGUUAGAGAAAAAUUUACCGGAAUGAUCAGGCAGCAAGAUGUCCGAGCAACAGAGAUAGAUAAAGUUGACAUGCACUUGUCUUUUCGUCCUGGGGACAUCGUUAGAGCAAUGCUAUCUCUUGGGGAUGCAAGGGCUUAUUAUCUUUCAACUGCAAAGAAUGAACUGGGAGUCGUAUCUGCACAAAGUGCCGCAGGUGCAACUAUGAUACCUAUCAGUUGGAUAGAGAUGCAAUGCCCUCAGACAGGCCAAAUCGAACAAAGAAAAGUUGCAAAAGUUAAAUGAUGUGGUCCCAUUUGUAGCCCACAACUUUGACCUUGUUUGUAAAUCUGUCGUCCAGGCUUAAUGCUAUUGUUUCCUUUUUUAAGUUUUAUUUGAGUGCUUGCUAGUUGGGAUUCUGCAUAAGUACAUGAUUUAUUUUGCUUAGCGGGAAUUCAUGAUUUAUUUUUGUUAGAGGAAAUUUGAGAGUUAUCACCACCAUUAGUACAAAAUGGCUUGCUUUGUUCCCCUUCA